Musca domestica (house fly) is the source of this 1509-nucleotide messenger RNA. RefSeq lists its product as uncharacterized. Lineage: Eukaryota; Metazoa; Arthropoda; Insecta; Diptera; Muscidae. The transcript has 3 exons. The coding region runs from base 1 to 1509 and encodes 502 amino acids. The record is from RefSeq and is a predicted model, not a curated record.
AUGGAUACUGAAUAUUUGUGGAUUAAUUCAUUGUUGUUCUUCGUGGCCGUGGUGGCCGUUGUUACGGCAGAUGUCUCCCACUUGGGCUACAACUAUCCCCAACCUGAGCCAAUGUUUUCGGUGGUACCAUCCAUUUCUAUUCAAUUGCCUACGAAUAGCUUUUUUCCACCCGCAACUCCCAUGAAUACGUAUGUUCCUCCCGCCCACAUGCAUCAACAUAAUCUGAUGCAACAACAUCAACAUCAACAUGAACAACACCAGCACCAACAUCAUCACGAACAGCAACACCAACCCCAACCAGAUGUUUCCAUCCCCUUGCCCUCAUACGUUCCUUCAGAGCCCAUGGUUCAACCUAACAAUAAUUUUGUGCCAUCAGCUAUUCACGUACAUGGUCCAGCUCCAGCCCCUGUGGCUCAACCAAACAACAAUUACUUACCUCCCAUGGAAACGGUGUCCGCCCCUAAACCUCACAACAAUUUCGUGCCACCUAUGGAAGCGGCUCCUGCUCCUAAGCCACAAAACAACUACUUGCCUCCCAUGAAAUUGACUCCUAUUAUGACAGUUAUGGCUCCCAAAGAGACCUAUCUUCCCCCGGCACCUCAACAAACCUACAUUCCUCCAGCCCCACAGAAAAUGCACUUGCCACCAGCUCAGCCCAAACAAAGCUACCUUCCACCAGCUGAACCCAAACAAACCUACCUACCACCAGCUCAACCCAAACAAACCUACCUUCCACCUGCACCCAAACAAACCUAUAUUCCACCAGCUCCACAAAAGACCCAUCUGCCACCAGCCGAACCUAAACAGACCUAUCUACCUCCUGCUCCUAAGAAUACAUAUAUUCCACCAGCUGAACCCAAGAAAACAUACAUUCCCCCGCCAAGUGCCCCAGUUGAACCCAAAAAGAGCUACUUACCACCAACAACACCAGCACCUGCUCCCAAGAAGUCAUACCUUCCACCACCCAAAACAACCGACUCUGUUGUCCCCAAGAAGGCAUACCUACCACCACCAACAGCAGCCCCUGCACCAGUUACCCCCAAAAAGUCAUAUCUUCCACCAUCAAAAACCUCUGCACCAAUUGCACCCAAAAAAUCUUAUCUUCCUCCAGUAAAAACACCCGUAGCGCCCAUUGCUCCCAAAAAGGAGUACCUUCCACCAACAGAAACUGCCCCCGCCACACCCAAGAAAACCUAUAUUCCUCCACCAUCCCGAACUGUUGAACUACCUCCAGCACCGGUUAAACAGGAACCCACAGUUGCCAAGCCCAACAAGGAUUAUUUGCCACCCACACCCAAAAAAUCGUAUCUCCCUCCCCAGCCGGAAAAACAACCUCAAAACUCGUAUUUGCCACCCGAAGAGUCGAAUGCUGAAAAGCCUCACAUUAUCACCCCACCUGCACCCCGUCUCGAGGAUUUGGUCGCCCCUCAACGUCCCGAACCCAAAUAUGUCGAUUCGGAACAAUUCACCGAUGAAGGUUACAAGACUGUACGCAAAUUGAAAUUGUAA